Engraulis encrasicolus (European anchovy) is the source of this 2449-nucleotide messenger RNA. It is a transcript of the gene fkbp6, whose product is annotated as FKBP prolyl isomerase 6. The coding region runs from base 153 to 1079 and encodes 308 amino acids. Gene Ontology annotation, cellular component: cytoplasm. Gene Ontology annotation, molecular function: Hsp90 protein binding; peptidyl-prolyl cis-trans isomerase activity. The transcript has 8 exons. The record is from RefSeq and is a predicted model, not a curated record. Lineage: Eukaryota; Metazoa; Chordata; Actinopteri; Clupeiformes; Engraulidae. Gene Ontology annotation, biological process: piRNA processing; spermatogenesis.
GCUGCGCCACGCCGCACAGCUGCUGAGCGCGCGAGUUUAUCAACAGCGACUGCUCUAUGAACUUGACAGGGUACUUCACGGAUAAUUUAAUAAUAAUCAUAAAAGUGAUUGCACAUUAAACAACGUUGACUUUAAAUAAUAACAGAGAAGCAAUGCAGAGGCCAUUUGAUCGCCUUGCAGCGCAGAUGCAAGAUUUAACCGGAGAUGGAGGAGUUUUAAAACGGGUCAUUAAACCUGGCGAAGGGCCUCUUGUCCCAAGAGAUGCUUCCGUUCUAGUUAAACUUUCAGGAUAUCUGGAGUACGCUGACGAACCUUUCGAGUCGACAAGUAAAUACAAAUACCCAAGAAUGAUGAAACUAGGCAGAGAUGUGACUGUGAUGGGACUGGAGGUUGGUCUCCUUACCAUGCAGAAGGGCGAGCUGGCCAAUUUCCUGUUGAGACCAGAGUAUGCAUAUGGCAAGAUGGGCUGCCCACCACUCAUCCCAUCCAAUGCAACUGUGUUUUACGAGGUUCACAUGAACGACUUCUUUGACUCUGCCAAAGUUGACGAAUUCUUUGAAUUAUCCCCGGGGGAACAGAAUGAUGUAGCUUUAGCCACAACACUUGAUGUUGUCAACACACUGCGUCUGUUUGGAAACCGUUGCUUCAGACAGUCUCGCUUCGAGGAUGGCAAGGACCGUUACAAACAGGGCAUGACCAUACUGCAGAACCGAGAGGUGGAGAGUGAAGAGGACAAGAGGAGUGUGGAUGAGGCACUGGUGCCGAUCCUGCUCAACCUGGCCCUGACGUACGACCGACUGGGGAAAGCCACCUCGUCCCUCAAGUACGGCCAGAGGACUCUGGAAAUAGACCCCGGCAAUGUCAAAGCUCUUUAUCGCUGUGGCCAGGCUUAUCUUGAACUAGAAGACUAUGAGAAGGCUACAGAGUUCCUGUUGAAGGCCCAGAAAAAAAGUCCAUAUAACAAGGACAUCAACAACUUGCUGAUGAAACUUCAAGAGUCCUACAGUGUCUGCUUGGAGAAGGAGAAAGAAAUGUGCUCCAAAAUGUUUGCGAACCUGAGGAUGCCAUCCAGAAACUGAAAGUACUUAAUAUGAUGAUAAAUUGACAACUUUUUAAGCAAUGUUGCCAGGCAAACACUAAUCUGACUUUUGCCAGACGAAUGUAGUUCCACCUUGCUCAACACAUCUGGGAAAGCUGCAUUGGAGCCGGGGGCUUAUUCAGUUAAGAGAAAAACAUCCCUGCUAUAACGGCCAACUAUAAAGACCCUCUCUGUAUGCAUUCUUCAAAUGCAUUUUCUGUUCAUGUUUUAAAGGGAGGGUAUAUAAUUGUUUUAGUAGUUUACUUAUAGAAUGUAUGCUGCCCAUUCACAAAUGUUACCUUUCCACUACUUUCCACUACCAUCGAUUUAUAAGUGUCUGUUAUGACUGGGUAAAUGACACUUUAAGUCGCCAAAUAUGUGUUAGUAAAGUGGCCUGACAACAUUGUGUUUUUUUAAGUUGUGAUGGUUAAAGGACCAGUUCAGUCAAUUUCAACAUGCAGUUGUAAUGCUCUCACUACCCUAGACUUCUCAGUACCUGAGUUUUUUUUUUCUCCGAGAUCUUGGUCAUUGUAAUGGGGGCAGCGCUUUGUUUACAUUUCAAAAAAGCAUUUUUAUUUAUUUCCAAAAACAUCCGAAAGGUUAUACAACAUCAGUUGACAACUAGCAAACAGCGGUACCUUUUGGGAAAAUAUUUGGAGUAGGCCUAUGUAAAAAAAAAAAAAAAAAAUGUAAACAAACGCUGCCCCCAUUAGAAUAGCUCAUAUGUCGGAAAGGGCUUAGUCGAAAAAUUUGGCAUCACCGGGUACUGACAGUCAAGGGUAGCGUGAGCAAUACAACUGCGUAUUGAAAUUGACUGAACUGGUCCUUUAAUUGUCAACCUUAGAAAGAGCUGAUUUGCUCCUGGAGUUAUUGCACUCACUACCUCACAACUUUUUCUGUGAAGAGUGGAAAUCAAGCUGAAUCUAAAUGCACAAUCUGUUUUGUUACAUUGUCAAUGUUUAAUCUUUAAAAUCUUCUCGCACUGUAUACUGUAGCUGUGGAUCAAAGUCAACAAUUAAUUUUAAUUAAUUCUAGUUGUAUACAUUUAAUAAUUGUUUGUCUUCCUGGCAGUGGAUUAAGUACUAUUAUAAUUGUUUAUUAUGUAAAGAUUUACUUCAGAUCACAGCAAGAGUGAUCUACACUUGACACUUGGUUUUGAAAAGCCAGGCUGUUCUCUCUUGUAACCUCUAGAGGGCAGAAUUGGCCUUGGUCUAAUGUUGACUUUUUGAAAUACUGAACAGGGUGAACAAACGUCUUUUCACUUGCUCUUUUCAUUUAUUGGGGAAAGUUCUCCCUUUAUUUUCAUAGAACUGAAGUUUUGGUUAAAAUGAAAAAAAGUAAAAUCAGUUUUGAUAUCUGCACUCUGAUUGU